Anolis sagrei ordinatus is the source of this 1575-nucleotide messenger RNA. The record is from RefSeq and is a predicted model, not a curated record. NCBI's taxonomy places the organism in Eukaryota, Metazoa, Chordata, Lepidosauria, Squamata, Anolidae.
GUGGGCUCUGUUGGACCCAGGCCAAAGAGCCCUUCAUCAGAAGGUGAUGGAGGAGAAUUUGGAACGCCUGUCCUCUCUGGGAAGCACUUGUGGAAACAAUUCCUCGUCAUCCAAGUGUUUGGAGGGGAAAAAAAGAUUCAGUCAAAAGGCCUUCCUCUCCCGUUACCAAUCAGAUCACACAAGGAAGAAACCAUUUCAUUGUUGGAUAUGCCGAAAGGGUUUCAUUUUGAAGAGUUUCCUUCUUUGUCAUCAAACAACUCACGCCGGGAGGAAACUAUUCAAAUGCCUGAAGUGUAGAAAAGAGUUUAUUUGGAAGUCACACCUCACUCGGCAUCAAGCAACUCACACUGAGGACAAUCCAUUCAAAUGCCUGGAGUGUGGAAAAGGCUUUAUUCAGAAGGCAGACCUCACUCGGCAUCAAGCAAUUCACAUGGGGGAGAAACCAUUCAAAUGCCCAGAGUGUGGAAAAGGCUUUAUUCAGAAGGGAAACCUCACUCAGCAUCAAGCAACUCGCACUGGGGAGAAACCAUUCAAAUCCCCAGAAUGUGGAAAAGGUUUUAUUCAGAAAGCAAACCUCACUCAGCAUCAAGCAACUCACACUGGGGAGAAACCAUUCAAAUGCCCAGAGUGUGGAAAAGGUUUUAUUCAGAAGGUAAACCUCACUCGGCAUCAAGCAACUCACACUGGGGAGAAACCAUUCAAAUGCCCAGAGUGUGGAAAAGGCUUUAUUCAGAAGGCAGACCUCACUCGGCAUCAAGCAACUCACACUGGGGAGAAACCAUUCAAAUGCCCAGAGUGUGGAAAAAGCUUUUUUCGGAAGUCAGUCCUCACUCAGCAUCGAGCCAUUCACACUGGGGAGAAACCAUUCAAAUGCCCAGAGUGUGGAAAAAGCUUUAUUCAGAAGGGAAACCUCACUCGGCAUCAAGCCAUUCACACUGAGGACAAUCCAUUCAAAUGCCUGGAGUGUGGAAAAGGCUUUAUUCAGAAGGCAGACCUCACUCGGCAUCAAGCAAUUCACACUAGGGAGAAACCAUUCAAAUGCUUGGAGUGUGGAAUAGGUUUUAUUCAGAAGGCAGACCUCACUCGGCAUCAAGCAAUUCACAUGGGGGAGAAACCAUUCAAAUGCCCAGAGUGUGGAAAAGGCUUUAUUCUGAAGACAGACCUCACUCGGCAUCAAGCAAUUCACACGGGGAAGAAACCAUUCAAAUGCCCAGAGUGUGGAAAAGGCUUUGUUCAGAAGUCACACCUCACUCAGCAUCAAGCAAUUCACACGGUGGAGAAACCAUUUAAAUGCCUGGAGUGUGGAAAAGGCUUUAUUCAGAAGGCAAUCCUCACUCGGCAUCAAGCAACUCACACUGGGGAGAAACCAUUCAAAUGCUUGGAGUGUGGAAAAGGUUUUAUUCUGAAGGCAGACCUCACUCGGCAUCAAGCAACUCACACUGGGGAGAAACCAUUCCAAUGCCCAGAGUGUGGGAAAGGCUUUAUUCAGAAGGUAAACCUCACUCGGCAUCAAGCAACUCACACUGGGGAGAAACCAUCAAAUACCCAGAGUGUGGAGUAGGUUUUAUUCAGAAG